AAUGUCAGUGUUGGAGAUAAAUUAAUGUUUUGAUUAUUUUAAAACAGAAUUUUACAAAAUAAUCAAUUAAAAUGACGGUUAAAAUAAAAUCGAAAGAAAACAAAUCCGGUGAAAUAAUCGCUUACAGUGAAACUGCUAUGCGAAAUAAUGCAGCCGUUGUUGAAUAUUGUCGUACAUCAAUGGCAGCACUAUCGGGUGGUACUGCUGGUUUACUAGGACUAACUGGUUUUUAUGGCUUUGCAUUUUAUGUAUUUGCUGUUGUUGGUCUCUGGGCAUUAUUAGUAUUAAAAGCAGGUUCGAGUUGGAAAAAAUAUUUUAUAUCUAGGAAAACUUUAUUAACUUAUGGCUUCUUUGGUGGUUUGUUUACGUAUGUUUUAUUUUGGACAUUUUUGUAUGGUAUGGUCCAUGUAUAUUAA
Chrysoperla carnea is the source of this 416-nucleotide messenger RNA. RefSeq names its product ER membrane protein complex subunit 6 (gene EMC6). The record is from RefSeq and is a predicted model, not a curated record. Gene Ontology annotation, biological process: protein folding in endoplasmic reticulum; autophagosome assembly. Gene Ontology annotation, cellular component: endoplasmic reticulum; EMC complex; membrane. The transcript is spliced from 2 exons. Lineage: Eukaryota; Metazoa; Arthropoda; Insecta; Neuroptera; Chrysopidae. Bases 72 to 416 code for a protein of 114 amino acids.